AUGAGAUUUGCAACCGCCAUCAUGUACAUUAUGAUGUCCGCAACAGUCGCGCUGGCUGCUCCGUCAGAGAAGAAAAACGGCGAGGCCGACGAGCUCAUUGUGAGAGGCCUAGAGUUACGUGGUACGUGCUGCACAUGUCCUAAUGGGCAGGCUGGGUGCGGUGGAUAUUGUUACAGGAAUUGCCCCCAGUGUAUCUGGAAUUCGUGUUAG
Molecule: messenger RNA, 210 nt
Organism: Fusarium verticillioides 7600
Lineage: Eukaryota; Fungi; Ascomycota; Sordariomycetes; Hypocreales; Nectriaceae
Exons: 1
Coding region: 1-210 (69 amino acids)
Source: RefSeq, a predicted model, not a curated record